Messenger RNA from Gallus gallus (chicken), 775 nucleotides. RefSeq names its product claw keratin-like (gene CBP3D1). Gene Ontology annotation, cellular component: intermediate filament. The record is from RefSeq and is a predicted model, not a curated record. Lineage: Eukaryota; Metazoa; Chordata; Aves; Galliformes; Phasianidae. Gene Ontology annotation, molecular function: structural constituent of cytoskeleton.
AUCCAGCUUCCUCCACUUCACUCUGCUCAUCUCCUGGGACUCCUUGCUUGUGUGGAAGAUGUCCUGCUCCAGCCUGUGUGCCCCUGCAUGUGGCGUGGCCACCCCAACCCCGCUGGCUGACAGCUGCAACGAGCCCUGCGUGCGCCAGUGCCCCGACUCCACUGUGGUGAUCCAACCCCCGGCCACCGUGGUCACCUUCCCCGGGCCCAUCCUCAGCUCCUCCCCGCAGUACGCUGCAGUUGGCUCAGCAGGCGUUCCCGCCGUCGGAUCGGGCAUGGGUGGCACCUUUGGACGCGGGGCCGGUAUUGGUGGCUAUGGAGGCCUGGGAGGCUAUGGAGGCCUUUAUGGCCUUGGUGGCUAUGGGGGCUAUGGAGGCUUUGGUAGCUGUGGAUACGGUGGCUGGCGCCGAGGCCACAGGUACCUCAGCGGCAGCUGCGGGCCCUGCUAAACACAGCACCACCGCUGUCCCCGGUGGAAGGAGAGCUAUGGAGAAGCCCCAGCAAGUCCCUACCUGAUGCAGUGAGGAAGGUCUCCCUUUCAGCAUUGCUGGGCUCUGGAGACUGGAUUCCUCAUGUUUACAUGGGACCCUUCUCUGCCUUGCUCUGCUUUGGUUGAUCUUCAGGAUUCUCCUCCCUGUGAUUACACAGCCCAGCAGUGGUGCCUGCUCCUGUCCUGCCCCCUGCAACGAGAUGAGGACAUCUCCAGAGUGCGGCUUCCCUUCUGCCACCUCCCUCCUCAUCCCCUGUACCUGCAAUAAAAGCUGUAUUACACUGCA